CAUUGACUGCGUUGUGUGACGUGCAUGCCGAUACCAUUAUAAAAGUCUCUUCGAAAAUCUGACUUCACAACUUCUGACAUUUUAUUCUGACGAUGGCUCUAAGUGCUGAAGACUGUGCUGCGGCUUGCAAAGAGCCCGACGAUGCCACGAAAGACUUUCUUUUCCAACAAACUAUGUACCGAAUCAAGGACCCGAAAGCGUCGUUGGACUUUUACACGCGGGUCAUGGGCAUGCGACUUUUUAAACGCUUCGACUUCCCAGCGAUGAAGUUUUCCUUGUUCUUCAUGGGUUACGAUGUCGCCGAGAAUAUCCCGAAGGAUGAAACUGAAAGGACGCGAUGGUGUUUCAGCCAGAAAGCCACGCUGGAACUGACUCACAACUGGGGUACGGAAGAUCAAGAGGGGCCAGUAUACCACAAUGGUAACUCGGACCCAAGGGGGUUUGGGCACAUCGGCAUUGUCGUACCGGACGUCGACAAAGCGUGUGAGAGGUUCGAGAAGCUAGGCGUCGAGUUCAUUAAGAAGCCGAAUGACGGCAAAAUGAAAGGACUUGCUUUCAUCAAAGAUCCCGAUGGUUACUGGAUUGAAGUUCUAAACCCUAACAACAUGGCUGGCUCGACCAAGUCUCAAAUAUGACAUUUAUACUGAGGUCAUAUGGACUAUAAUGCCUAGCUCUGUACCUAGCUCUGUGUUAUGUAUGCUGUCACAGCUGUGAUAGUAUAUGUAAUCUCAUCCCUUUAGAGCUAAUAAUACUGUACAUGAGGUCAAAUAAUGUCUUAAAAUACCAUGCAAGAAAGAAUAGAUGGAGAUAAACUAACAGGAUUUUUUUUUUUCAAAUGUACGUUUCGUGCCUGACUAUACUGUUAUGGGUUAAUGUACACCUUGUGGACAGUUGUAAAGGCUAGGUUGAUCCUUUUGUUAGCCAAUGAGCACAUAAGAUGCUAAUUAUGAAAUGAGGGUUUUUCAAUGAAUAGACUGUCACCCUACCUUGUGUGUAUUUCCUUUUAUAAUAAUCUGUUACAAUUAUUGAUGAAUGUCAAUGUGAUUUUUUACACAAACUAGUAUUUCCAAAAGUGUUGUCAGGGCACUUUUGUCUCUAAUGUAAAUACAUGCUUCUCAGGCUGUAUGUAAAUGUGUUUUGUACAGAACAGCCCAUAUGUAUAUAUAUAUGGGAACAAAUGCUAGUAUAUAUUGAAAUAAUGUUGUUAGCUUUGCUCACUAGCUUUGUUUCUGUGGUAAUAAAAAUGAUGUAGACCACUGAUA
Messenger RNA from Liolophura sinensis, 1262 nucleotides. RefSeq names its product lactoylglutathione lyase-like. The coding region runs from base 93 to 635 and encodes 180 amino acids. Lineage: Eukaryota; Metazoa; Mollusca; Polyplacophora; Chitonida; Chitonidae. The transcript has a single exon. Gene Ontology annotation, molecular function: metal ion binding; lactoylglutathione lyase activity. The record is from RefSeq and is a predicted model, not a curated record.